Messenger RNA from Pan troglodytes (chimpanzee), 1104 nucleotides. RefSeq lists its product as uncharacterized. NCBI's taxonomy places the organism in Eukaryota, Metazoa, Chordata, Mammalia, Primates, Hominidae. The record is from RefSeq and is a predicted model, not a curated record. The transcript has a single exon. Bases 1 to 504 code for a protein of 167 amino acids.
AUGGCAGCUCUUUCUUCUCGGUGCCCUCGCAGUGCAGCAGGCCCCGCUUAUUUGCAAGAAGCAGCCAGGUCAGCCCACUGGGCCUCCCCACCUCUUGUGCCCCUUCGCACAUUUCAGAGCUCUCUCUUUUCCUCUGGGUCCUUCCAUUCAGGAGAGGAGGAGGAGGAGGGGGUGAGCCUGUUGCGAACGGCGUUGGUGGGGCAGGGGCCGGUUCCCCUGUUUCUGGGGAGCCUUUUCUGUGCUGGUUGCAGGCAGGAGCCCUCAGUGUGGAGCUGCGGUAAGCCUGUGCCCCGUUGUAUUUGGGUCACAGCCUCCGUGACCCCCAGCCCCCGCCAGGCACUCCACACCUGCAGUGAUUCGCUUGAUAUUUUAAAAGCACUCCAUCUUCUGCCUGCUGCCUUCUCUCCAUUCAUCUGGGUCCAGGUUUUCACCGAGCCAUCUAAUAAAGAAUCCAGGGGGGAGAAUGAUGGGGGCGAGGAGAGGGAAAGUGCUAACAUUUAUUAAGUGCCCGCUGGGUGCCCAGCACUUCCUCAACAACUAGAGCAGCGGUCUUUCUGCUUUCUUUCAGCUGCAUAACCCUUUCCUCCAUCCAAAAUCGCAAGCCUAACCUGGCCGUGUAAACAAACACCAGGGAAGCGCCUCUGAUGGAAGGGGAUGGGGCACCUAAGGCCCUGUCCCUCACCAUGUAGCAACCUCCCCACUCCUAACAGACACUUUGGUGCUUCCAUGAAACCUGGAUCUAAAAGCUCUGUGCUCACUAAAUCUACAUAUAACUCUCCAAGGAAAUAGUAUCCCCAUUUUUAUAAUACCAAGCUAAAGGCCAGAGAGGGAGAAUGUAGGAUCACACACUUUUUUUUUUUUUUUUUGAGAUGGCGUUUCACUGUCACCCAGGCUAUAGUGCAAUGGCGUGAUCUCAGCUCACUGCAACCUCCACCUCCCUGAUUCAAGUGAUUCUCCUGCCUCAGCCUUCUGAGUAGCUGGGAUUAUAGGCGCGCGCCACCACGCCCAGCUAAUUUUUGUAUUUUAAUAGAGAUGGGGUUUCACCAUAUUGGCCAGGCUGGUCUCCGAGCUCCUGACCUCAGGUGAUCCGCCUGCUUUGGCCUC